Messenger RNA from Tetrahymena thermophila SB210, 219 nucleotides. RefSeq lists its product as hypothetical. The transcript has a single exon. The record is from RefSeq and is a predicted model, not a curated record. NCBI's taxonomy places the organism in Eukaryota, Ciliophora, Oligohymenophorea, Hymenostomatida, Tetrahymenidae.
AUGAUAAAGCUCAUUAUUUAUGUCAAAAAUGAGCUCACUGAUGACUAAAAUUACUGUACGAAAUGUUAAAACUAUUUAAAUAACAAAAAAUAUGAAUAAGAAUAAUUUUAAUUUUAAAAAAACUCUAACUAAAAACAAAUACUGUCCUGGUUUUCAAGAAAUGUUGUUUAUUAUUUUUGGUUUAAAUGGAGUAAUUCAAAGUCAAAAAGGGAGAAUUGA